Molecule: messenger RNA, 3822 nt
Organism: Drosophila bipectinata
Lineage: Eukaryota; Metazoa; Arthropoda; Insecta; Diptera; Drosophilidae
Source: RefSeq, a predicted model, not a curated record
CCUCGUCAUCCUGCCUUUUCCGCUUUUCCGAAAAAGCGAAACGAAAAUGCGUGCCAACUGCAUGAAAAGGAAAACUUGGUCAGUUGAGUGCUCAGUUCGGGUCGGGUUUGCAAUUCAACAGCACUGCGAAAUCGGAGAAAAUCGUUCGCUCCGCCAAAGAGUCACCAGUUUCAGUCUGUGUUUCAGUCUCCAACAGGGCAAAACACAAUAAGCCAGCGUAGUAAUAUCGACUUCACCUCUCCACACCAUCUAUAUAUAUAUAUAUAUGCUAUAGCAUACACCUAUAUAUUAUUCGUAGCGUAUAAAGCCACAGCCCACAGCCAGCGGCAAUUGCACAUAAGUUGCAACAAGCAAAGUAACAAAACAAACAAAAACACAAAAAAAAAGGAGAAAAAAAUACGAAAAACCCACAAAAAACACAACAUUGUAGCGGGGUGAAAGGCGUUGCCAGAUUGUUGGAUUACAACAAGAGCAACAACUACUAGCAACUAAAGCAACAAAAAGCAACAAAGCCAACAACAAGAGCAACAACGUCGCCGCCACAAUAGCCUAAAGGGCCAAAUGAACGUUAGCUAGUCCGUCUGCCGUCCAUCAGGUGGCGCUGCGAGCAGUGAGCUGCGAACAACAACAACGACGACGAGAACGACGUUUCGUGCUGCUGGUGCUGCUGGAAAUCCUGUCGCUAAUUAGUUGGCACUUGGCGGGCCCGCUUAUGCAGAUACACAGCGCCAAAGGAUUCAAUUGAACUGGCUGCGGAGUUAAAUUUGUUGUCCUAUCAUGGGCUGCGUCUUUGAAGCGGCCAAAGAGCAGCCCCAGAAACCGAGAAGCAAGCAACCGAGUCGGCAUCCAUGCCGUGGCAGCCGAGGAGGAGCCAAAGCCGCUGCCAGAGCAAACAACCAAACAGCUGAGGACAUCGAAAUCAAGGAUAACUAUCAACAAAAUCGUAAAACGCAAGUCGAAACACAGACCCAAACAGAAGCCGAAGCCGAAACAGAAACAGAAACUGUGCCCAAACAUCUAAAAGCGACAGCUCAAGUGCUUUUAACGAUACCACAACAACAGAAACAGAAGCAGAACCAGCAUCAGCAUCCGAAUCACAAGCAGAAUCAGAAACAUCCUAGCCCAGAGAAGAGGCCCUCUGAAGUGGCACAAACGCACAAGGACGAAGGAGGCGAGAACGCGUUGGCGACACACGGAGGCAUUGUCGAUAGGGCCAGAAUCGAAAUCGAUAUUGCGGCAACGACGAGGCAAGCCAGUUGCGAGAUCAAAGGGCGGGAUGAGCAGCAGCAGCGGCAUCAGCAGCAGCAGCAGCACUUUAACCGCCGAAGGAGACGUCAUCCGGCGACGAAUCCGGCGGAUGAGGCCACCAACCAAUCGAAGCCAAAUCCCUCGCUCUCCCUGCAUUUCCAAGCCCUCGCCGCCCUAGCGAAAAAGCUCCAGCAGCAUCAGAAUCAGGACGAGGUCCGAGGACAGGAGCAGCUCCAUCAGCAGGAUCAUCAACUAGCCUACCGGCCCUGGCAGGUUGAGACGCCACCGCCGCCCGUGGGGCAUCCGGGACACCCGGGGCAGGUGGGCUGCACUCUCAGUCCCCUGCCUGCCACCAUGUCGGCGGCCAUUUUUGCAAUGGCGGCCACCUCGGCGGCUGCCUAUCAGUAUCUCGGCCAGCACUACAAGCACUACAGCCAGUCUUUCAGCUUCUACGCCGCCUCCAGUGUCAUCCUGAUGCUCUGCUACCUGACCAGCACAUCCACGGCCGCUGCCACCCAGUCGGAGACGGGUGCCCUCGACAAGCAUCCCAUUCAUGGCAUCGAUUGGUCGAAAUUCGACGAGUCCAGUUCGGAUAAAGAGAUAUUAGAUUUAUUGCUUGAGAAGAAGCGCUACGACAAACGAUUACUGCCGCCUGUAAAUGAUGAAGACUUUUGCUGUGGUUUGCAAUCGCCGGAUAUGGCAACUAAUCAAAAUGCACGGAGACCACACAAUCGCGGCACUUUGACGGUGAAUGUGAACGUGCUGCUCCUGAGCUUAGCAUCGCCCGAUGAAAGCAGCUUGAAAUACGAAGUGGAGUUUCUAUUAAAUCAACAAUGGAACGAUCCGCGACUGCAAUAUGGCAAUAAGUCUCAUUAUGACUUCUUAAAUGCUCUGCAUCAUCAUGAUAGCAUCUGGACGCCGGAUACGUAUUUCAUUAUGCAUGGCGAUUUCAAGGAUCCCAUCAUACCAAUGCAUUUUGCUUUAAGAAUAUUUCGGAACGGGACCAUUACGUACGCAAUGAGACGUCACCUGAUCUUAUCCUGCCAGGGGAGCCUACAUAUAUUUCCAUUCGAUGAUCCCAAGUGCUCCUUCUCAAUGGAAAGCAUUUCCUAUGAGGAGGCGCAAAUCAAAUACGUCUGGAAAAACGACGAGGAUACUCUGCGGAAAAGUCCAUCGCUGACCACACUGAACGCGUACUUGAUCAAAAAUCAAACAACGGCCUGUGAUCAGAACAGCUGGAGAGGUAAUUACAGUUGCCUACAGGUCGAGUUGACAUUUACCCGUGAUCGUGCGUAUUAUUUUACAACCGUUUUCAUACCUGGCAUUAUAUUGGUCACCUCGUCGUUUAUCACAUUUUGGCUGGAAUGGAAUGCAGUCCCAGCCCGGGUUAUGAUCGGCGUGACAACAAUGCUGAAUUUCUUCACUACCUCGAACGGUUUCCGGAGCACUCUGCCGGUUGUUUCCAAUCUGACGGCGAUGAAUGUAUGGGACGGAGUGUGCAUGUGCUUCAUCUACGCCUCGUUGCUGGAGUUCGUUUGCGUCAAUUAUGUGGGCCGUAAGCGGCCGCUGCACAACGUCGUUUACCGGCCGGGCGAGAAUCCCGUAACACAGCGUCUUCCAGCAGUACUAAGCAGGAUCGGAGUAAUUCUUGCAAGUCCUUUGGCAAGCGCCACGGCCACGCCGGCAAUGUCGGUGGGCGGAGUCACGCCCAUGUCGGGGGGUGCCACCCCGGCCACAUCGGUGGCCACACCCGGCACCCCAAGGACCGUCGACGCGGAGGAGUUCUUCGGCGGGGGAAUGAGGUGGCAGGAGGCGCACGGCGGAAUCAUCGGAGCGGCGGUUCAGAAUUUACGGGCUCGCUCUAUAAAAAGGAAAGCGGCAAGGAGUCCAUCUACUUCCGUAUCCCCGAUGCCAAGUGGUCGGCCAGCGGAGCACAUUUACGAAGAGCCCGGCACGGGCACCACCUCCAGCACAAAGGUGAAGUUCAAGGAUGAACUGAAGGAGGAGCAGGAGGCGUCGGCACUGCGAAGAUCCGUGGCCACCAGUACCCCAGCUCUCGUGGUGCGAAUCGAGGCUGAGAGCGAUUUGGAAGCGGUACAAAAACCUGUACAGGAUAUGGAAAUGACGGAGCGCCAAUUGCAAUUACCGUUGAAGCCGCCCCGCCGCAAGGCCUCACGCUCCAAUUCACCGGCCUCCGUUUACGGCGAGUGCAGUGCCAUGGAAGAUGAGUCUGCGGAUAAUCCUGCCCAGGCAGUGGAAGCUACCCCCGGCGAAAAGCGACGCGACGCCGGGGCACCUAACGAAAUUGUGGCAUGCACCACCUGCGGCGGCAGCAACAGUCCUUGCACCCACUCGGCCAACAAUGGCUGCGCGACGGAGAGCUGCUUCGUUCAAGUGCGGAAAAAGGAGCCACCACAUCCCAUUCGAGUGGCCAAGACGAUCGAUGUCAUCGCUAGAAUUACAUUUCCAACUGCUUAUGCCAUUUUUCUGAUAUUCUUCUUUGUACACUAUAAAGGAUUUUCGUAAAAUUAAGUAAAACCAAGAACUAAACUAAAAAUAAUGCAUAAACAUACG